Messenger RNA from Trypanosoma rangeli, 5937 nucleotides. Its product is annotated as dynein, axonemal, heavy polypeptide 1. The record is from RefSeq and is a predicted model, not a curated record. Gene Ontology annotation, biological process: microtubule-based movement. NCBI's taxonomy places the organism in Eukaryota, Euglenozoa, Kinetoplastea, Trypanosomatida, Trypanosomatidae. Gene Ontology annotation, cellular component: dynein complex. The transcript has a single exon. The coding region runs from base 1 to 5937 and encodes 1978 amino acids. Gene Ontology annotation, molecular function: dynein light intermediate chain binding; ATP binding; minus-end-directed microtubule motor activity.
AUGCUUCAGCACCACCUGCGUCCAGACCCAAAGCCGCCCGCAGGGAAUGCGCAGGGGGAAUUCAAGUCGCAGCAGGCGUCGCCAGCGCGCUCACAUUGGCUAGUCUCUCAGAGGAGUGCUGCGACGGAUGGGCAUGUUGGCUGGUUAGCGGAGGGGCGAGCCCCAACCUCCCCCCGCUCCCUUGUUGGCAUAAGUGCAACAUACAAGGAAACGGCCAUUCUCUUCUCCGAUGCGCAACAGGCAGCCUUUGAACCGAAGGUGCAGGUGCCCUUUGCGCACCAGCGUGGCCGCAUUCCACGCAAAAUCGAAAUAGAGCGGCGGCGGCGGCAGUAUGAAUUCCACGAUGUACAGCAUCUUGUAGAGUUGGCUGGUUUGACGUUACGGCAGCUUGCAAGGAAAGACAGUCAGGAGCUGCCACUGGAGGUUUUUGACGACACCUCCUACGACUGUCGAAAUCCUUCAGAGUGGAUGGAGAUAGCAAGUCAGAACGCAAAUGAAAAAGGUCGCUACUUACCCGCCGAAGGCAUCAAAGAAUGCAGAAAUGGAGAUUUCUGCAUGCGGCCGUGUCGCGUGAUAGCCUGGGAUGCAGGUAAAAAUGAACUCACAGUCCUAUGGGGCGCAACCCCAGUGGCGGAUGAGACGCCCGUCGUGGUACCGCGUUUCUUUGUUCGUCUGCUGGCAGAGGAUCCUAUUGUCUACGUUCAGCGUCUUGUUAGCGCACAGCAGCAGCGGGCAAAGGCGAUGGCGUGGAUUCGGUAUCGCCUCUGCUGUGAUGCCAUGCCACUAGAAGGCUUAAGUGGACUUGACAGCGGACUUGGGGCACGUCUGCGCCACCUUGGUACUGGCAUGCCACAUCUAAGCAAGGCGGUUUUUCCCGACGUCGAGGAGCGGGUGGAGCGUCUUAUUGCUGAGUUUACACUCGCAUGGAAGCGGAGUCACAACCGCAUUCUCCUGCAGGAUCGUAUGCAGCGUGACGAGGUCCUGCAGCGGAUGGUGGCCAACGCCACGCAGAUGAGUCUGCAGGAGUUGGUGCGUGGGCCGAAUGUGGCGAUUCAACGAAGUGAAAAAGGGGAGCGCGAUACGGUGAUUCCGAUUCACAAUUUUGACUUUGAGGAGCGUGAACGUUCUUUUACGUUUUCAACAUACUACACGCAGCCCGAGGUUGUGACCGCACUGACUGGUGUGCGAAGUGAAUGUAUAAAGGUUCUCGAGGGCAGCCUUUUUAGCCUUCCAAAGGCCCGCCAGAUGCAACUCGCAACGUUUAAGAAGCUACAGCAGGAACACAUGACCUCCAUGGCAAAGUACUUCAAGGGAGAGUGGACGGAAAACAUCUGUGACGUGAUUCGAAAAAGUUUUGCUUCCGCCGGAAAGGGAUGGCUGAACAUUCAGGAAUCGAAGCAAGACAUUUACGAAAUGUCUAAGCUUAAAAAGUUUUUUACCACCGUAAAGUUUAUGAUGGAGGACACCUUAUUCUCCCUUGUUUACACAUCACUGCAAGACUUUACCGUCUUCUUUGAGGAAGUGUCGGAGUUUACGGUGAAUGUCAUUGACAUGAAUCACGUAGAGAACAAAUGGCCUGGUAGUGACGCCGACGAUUGCGUUGAGAAGCAGCCACUCUUCAUCAUUGGCCUUGCGGAGCAGGAUGGGAGCUUCACCUACUCCAUCUCCUUUGAGGACUUUGAGGAAACCAUCAUUCAACUCUUCAAUGAUGCCAUCUACUGCACUGACGCCACCCCACAGGUGGAAAAGUUUGUCAUGUCACAAUACUUUUGGCGGCGUGAGGGGGAAGGGCCCUUUUUAGACUCCGUGAAGCAGGGGGAAGAGCACGUUGUGCUGCUGCGACAGCGUGUACGUAAGGCACUGCAAAAGUCCAUGCAGCCCUUGCGAGAUUACUUGCAGACGUACGAUGAACUUCUUCCACUUAUACGACUUGACAAGAAGGAGUUUAUCACCAAUUACGAGCAGCAGGAGCACACGAUGGAGGAUAUGAAGGAUGAAAUACGGCAGCGCCUUAAGGCAAAGAAAGUUGUGGCGCAGAAACUGCCGGCGUAUAUCACCGUUGGUAACUACGUUGUUGACUGCCAGUCCUUUGGGCAAAUCAUGGCAAACAAGGAGCGGGACCUCGCCAAGCUCAUUAUGGAUCUUAUCUGCAAAAUGGCCAAGAGCAAGACCACCUACAUUCGUGACGAGUUUACAAAAAUUGUGCGGACCGUGGAAAAACAGCCGCAAAACCCAGAAAAGCUGUAUGAGCUAAAAAAUUUUAUUGCGAACACACCAGAGCGUGUCGCCGAGCUGACUGUUGACAUUGAGGAGAUGCGACAGUUUUACAACAUUCUUGAUGGUUUUCAGUACGAGUUGAGCGACGAUGAGUCCCGGCAAAAGUGGGAGGCCAUCGCGUGGCCGCGGCAGCUGGCGCUUUGUAUCCAAGACACUAAUAAGCAGCUUGAGAAGGUGGAGGAGGAGUUGCAUGCGCGGCUGCUGAAGGAGGGUGAGGAAUUCAGCAAAAAGGUUGAUGGCCUGCAGCGUGUUGUGGCAACCUUCUCCAAGUACACGGACUCCUCCGAGGCUGAGAAGGUGGCUGCCAUGGUUAAGAUGAACAGCAUUGAAAUCCGGAAAUGCAUUGAGGAGGCUCGCUCCAUCAACAGCGAUCAACGGCUCUUUGGUGAUAAACUGACCGAUUACCGCAAUGUUUUUGACCUCGAGAAAGAAUUUAAACCAUACAGUGACUUGUGGUUGACAACGUACCAGUGGCAAGACUGCUAUCGUCGUUGGCACGCAGACCCGUUUGACUCGCUUGACCCCGACGAAAUUGAGAACGUGGUGAUGAGUGCUUUUAAGACCAUGACGCAACUGGCCAAAACAUUCAAAGAUAAGAAUGCCACACUGAAGAUUGUGGAGGAGAUACGCGCCAGGGUGGAGGAGUUUAAGCCUUGGGUGCCUGUGGUAACAUCCUUGCGUCAGCAUGGCAUGAAAGAGAGACACUGGAAAGGCCUCUCGGAGAAGUUGAAUAUGAAUCUUGUGCCGGGCGAGACCAUUAUAUUGAUGGACGACAUUGAACCACUGCUGUGCCACAAGGAACUCAUUGUGGCUCAUUGCGAGGUUGCUGGAAAGGAGGCACAAAUUGAGAAGUGCCUGAAGGACAUGCGUGCCAAGUGGGAGACCCGAAUGUUUGUCAUUGAGCCCUACAAAAAGACUGGGACGUUUAUUGUCAAGGACGCCUCGGAGAUUGUGGAGUUUCUGGACGAGCAUCUAAACCUGACACAACAACUGCAGUUUUCCCCGUUUAAAGCAUUCUACGAGGAGUCAAUCACGGACUGGGAGCGAUCGCUAAACCUCAUUUCGGACAUUAUAGAGCAAUGGCUGGAGUGUCAACGCUCGUGGCGGUACCUGGAGCCCAUCUUCAGCUCCGAGGAUAUUGCCCUGCAGCUCCCACGCCUCUCCAGAUUGUUUGAGCGGGUUGAUAAAACAUGGCGCCGGAUUAUGGGAAAUGUUAACCAUCAACCGAAUGUUUUGGAUUUUUGCAUCGGGACGAGCAAACUACUUGAAAGUCUUCGGGAGUCGAACCGUAUCUUGGAGGAGGUUCAACACGGUCUCAAUGACUACCUGGCGGAGAAACGUCAGACCUUCCCACGGUUUUACUUUUUGUCCGAUGAGGAGCUGCUUGAGAUUCUCUCGCAGUCGAAGGAGGUGAAGCGCAUUGAUACACACAUCAGUAAACUGUUUGAGUUUAUUAGCCGCCUGGCGUGGAAUGAUAGUGUAAUCACUGGAUUUUUUAGCGCGGAGGGGGAACACUUGCCAAGCGUGCAGCCUGUCAUACCGGAUGGGAAUGUGGAGGUGUGGUUGCAGUGGGUAGAAAGUAUGAUGAAAAACGCGGUGCAUGAACAGCUGCGGCAGGCCUUUUACGACUACACCAGGACCCCGCGACGACAAUGGGUAUUGCGGUGGCCCGCGCAGUGUGUCAUUGCUGUCGCGCAGAUAUUUUGGACGAACGGCUGCGAGACUGGGUUGACCCACCAAGGAGGCGUGGAAAAGUUCUUUGACACCCUUGAAACCAAAUUGUAUGAACUUGUGGACGUUGUGCAGUCACCGCUUAAGUCACGCGAAAGAAUCAACAUGGGAGCUCUCAUUACUGUGGAGGUGCACGCAAAGGAUACCGUGGAGUUGCUGAAGCGCAACCAAGUUAGCUCUGUGCACUCCUUUGAUUGGAUGAAGCAACUGCGGUUUUACUUUGACCCUGAAGAUGAGUUAUGCCACAUUAAGCAGGUGGACGCUCAUUUUGUGUACGGCGGCGAGUAUCUUGGUAAUACAGGUCGCCUUGUUGUGACGCCACUCACCGAUCGCAUUUACUUAACACUCACAGGGGCUUUGGCGCUUUGUCUUGGUGGGGCUCCUGCGGGGCCUGCUGGUACUGGCAAGACUGAGACAACAAAAGACUUGGCCAAAGCGCUCGCAAAGCAGUGUGUUGUGUUCAAUUGUCAGGAGGGUAUGACGUGUCACUCUAUGGCAAAGUUUUUUAAAGGUCUUGCAUGGGCUGGCGCAUGGGCGUGCUUUGAUGAGUUUAACCGUAUUGAUGUGGAGGUGCUCUCUGUUGUGGCUCAGCAGGUGACAGAUCUUCAGCAGGCCUGCCUCACAAAGCAGUACCGUAUUAUCUUUGAGGACAGCGAGGUGGUUGUGGAUCCCACUCAUGCCGUCUUCAUCACAAUGAACCCCGGCUACGCCGGACGUACUGAAUUGCCAGAUAACUUGAAGGUUCUCUUCCGCCCAGUGGCGUGCAUGGUACCAGACUACGCCCUCAUUGGUGAGAUUCGUCUGUUUUCGUAUGGCUACAAAAAGGCGCGCAGCCUCGCACACAAGAUGGUGAUGACAUUUAAGCUAAGCUCGGAACAGCUUUCAUCGCAGGAUCACUAUGACUUUGGUAUGCGUGCGGUGACUACAGUCAUUUCUGCUGCUGGGCUAAACAAGCGAGAAUGCCCAAACGAAGAGGAGGAUUUGUUACUGCUUCGAGCCUUACGUGAUUCCAAUGUGCCCAAGUUUCUUGUGGAUGACAUUUCGCUCUUUGAGGGAAUUAUCAGUGAUUUAUUUCCUGGUACAAAGCUUCCCUCAACGGACUACGGCGUUGUUGUAGACCUUCUUCGACAAGUUGUUACGGCCGAUAAACUUCAACCUGUGCCUGCCUUUAUUGAUAAGUGUUUACAGCUUUACGACAUUACAAUGCUGCGUCAUGGCCUGAUGUUGGUGGGUCCCGCUGGAAGUGGAAAGACGAUGGCAUACACCGCCUUGCAGAAUGCCUUGUCGGAAUGCGCCAUCUUGCAGAGCAAGGGAAAGGAUGUUGGUUCAAGGGAGUACAUGAAGGUCUACACUCAUGUCUGCAACCCCAAGGCUGUCACGAUGGAUCAACUGUACGGCGCGUAUGAUGAGAAUGGGGAGUGGAAGGAUGGUGUUCUGUGUGUUCUCUUCCGUCGUGCCGCGAAGUAUGGUGAUGAGGGGGCGCAGUUAGGUAAACACUGGGUGAUGUUUGACGGCCCGGUUGAUGCCCUCUGGAUUGAGUCCAUGAACACAGUCUUGGAUGAAAACAAAAAGCUCUGCCUUGUCUCUGGUGAAAUUAUUCAGAUGAACCGUGAUAUGACGAUGAUGUUUGAGGUGGAGGAUCUCGCCGUCGCCUCACCCGCCACCGUUUCGCGUUGUGGUAUGAUUUACAUGGAUCCAACAGCAUGUGUUCCGACGUACGCUGUUGUGCAGACAUGGAAGGAUUCUAUUCCGGUGUUUCUCACCUCGCAAAAAGACUACCUUGCGGAUCUUACUAACAUGUAUAUGGAUGAACUUGUGGAAUUUGUUCGGGCCCACCUUGAAGGAGUAUGUGCCGUCAACAAACGUUUGUCUCGUGCACUCCUUUUUCCGCGUUAUGAAUGGCUACAUCCAGUCCUUUUCGGUGCCUAA